Pimephales promelas (fathead minnow) is the source of this 1060-nucleotide messenger RNA. It is a transcript of the gene emp3a, whose product is annotated as epithelial membrane protein 3 (MAM blood group) a. Gene Ontology annotation, cellular component: plasma membrane. Lineage: Eukaryota; Metazoa; Chordata; Actinopteri; Cypriniformes; Leuciscidae. The record is from RefSeq and is a predicted model, not a curated record.
UGCUGGACCGUUUUUCCCCAACAGUUUGAGAGUGUGAGAGAGUGAGUGAGGGUUGAGGAGAUGAGAGAAGGGGAGGAGACCAUACAAACAACACUGGACUUCAGACGAGAGUUUUCCGAAGAUUUGCUGGUACGAGCACACACAAGGAUCCACCAAAAUGUCUUUCCUGUUGAUGUUUGUGACCGUUCUGCAUUUGGUCACCCUGGCCAUACUUUUCAUUGCCACCAUGGAGAAGUCCUGGUGGACUUUGGGAGACACGGGGAACUCGGAUCUCUGGUAUAAGUGCUCCUAUGACAAUGCCUCAGGAACCUGGUUAUGUGCAUCUGUCCAGGAGAACGAAUGGCUGCAGUCAGUCCAGGCCCUCAUGAUAUUAUCUGUAGUGCUCUCCUCCAUCUCCUUCAUGGUGUUCCUCGGACAGCUCUUCACCAUGUCCAAAGGAGGACUUUUCUACUUCACUGGUCUAUGUCAAUUUUUUGCAGGUUUUGCAGCAUUUGCGGCUGUCCUUAUCUACACCUUUCAAAGGAGCGAGAUUCUUCAAGAUGUUCAGGAACUGGAAAUGGGUCGUUUCGGCUACUGUUACAUUCUAGCCUGGGUCUGUGUGCCCCUUUUACUUAUUAGUGGUGCACUUUAUGUGCAUCUGCGCAAACGGGCCUGAUUUUUUAACACCACCCAACGCAUGUUUAGUCUGCUACGAGAAUAUAUAUGCUUUUGGCUGUUUUUAGGUCAAAUAUUUCAUGACGUAUGGCUUAUUGUUAGUGUUGUAAUUUAUUAUUAUCCUACUAGUUUGUAGGUCCAAACUCCCAACACCUGCUUUGCUGCUUUUGGGAAGUUGACUCAACAAGUGUUGUAUUUUACCAUAGUGUGGAAACUGCUGCUUUAUAGGAGAGACUUUUGUUCAUCUUUGGAACACAAAUGAAGAUCUUUUUGAUGAAAUCUGAGAGCUUUCUUGACAGCUACACAACUACCACGUCGACACUUCUAAAAGUUCGUAAAGACAUCAUGGUAACACUUUACAAUACGGGUGCACUAAUAUACAUUAAUUCAUGCUUAACUAAUGCAC